Menidia menidia (Atlantic silverside) is the source of this 1098-nucleotide messenger RNA. NCBI's taxonomy places the organism in Eukaryota, Metazoa, Chordata, Actinopteri, Atheriniformes, Atherinopsidae. The record is from the annotation of a GenBank genome assembly.
AUGUCUUCCAGUUCGGCUUCUCUUUUACUUUUCCUUCUUCUUGCUGGGCCUUGCAGCACAUCAGCGCUGGGUGCUGGCAGAGUAAAAGGAGGAAUGGAGGGACGUGUCAAGUCAGAGGGCAGGGGUCGAUCAGGGCUCAAGGACAAAGGCGGAGACAGGACAAGUACAGCUAGUAACAGUGAAACAGGACUGGGAAAAGCGCAUCCUCCCAAACCAGGAACGGCUGUGAAUGAUGAUGGUGAAGGAUGGGGAGAGUUUGGCGCUACAACUAACUCUAGGUCAACUUUUUCAAUCAGUGAUGGUGGACUGUGGGAGCCCCACAGCUCCUCUCGCUGCGUGCCCAUCCCGUCGGGCAUGGCCUUGUGCCAAAACAUCGGCUACGAAAGCAUGAGGAUGCCCAACCUGCUUGGUCACGAGUCUCCAGCUGAGGCUGUGCAGCAGAGUGCCAGUUGGCUGCCACUACUUGCCAGAGAGUGCCACCCUGAUGCCCGCAUCUUCCUCUGCUCUCUCUUUGCUCCCAUCUGCCUUGACAGAAGUUUGUGUGAAUCUGUGCGGGACAGCUGCGCCCCAAUCAUGAGUUGCUAUGGCUACCCGUGGCCUGAAAUUCUGCGGUGUGAUCAGUAUCCUGCGGACCAUCUCAUGUGCAUCUCCUCCAUAACAAACACCUCUGCUCACACAGGGGGGCGCAGAGUGCCCCAGGCCAGCUGCCGGGAUUGUGAGCUGGAGAGGGCCUCUUCUUCAAAAGAUACGCUGGAGAUCUUUUGUAGGAGCGAUUUUGUUGUGAAACUACGUCUAACGAGGCUCAAAUACAGCCCAGUAAGUCUAUCUCAAUUCUCAUUGGCUGGCGACCCAGAGGUCCUGAAGCAUGGACCCCUGUUAGGUGGACGGAUUCGCUCGAGCAUCGAGCUGUGGCUGGAGAGGGAUGCCACCUGUGUCAGGAACAUGACUCGGCGACAUCCACGAGGCAGCACUUUCUUAGUGACCGGGACGGUGCAGGGGGAGCGUCUGUUGGUCAACAAGGCUUAUGCCUGGCAGCGACAGGACAAGAACCUAAUGGCAGCUGCACGCAAAUGGAAACGUCACAGAUGCAGGAACUAA